Messenger RNA from Cajanus cajan (pigeon pea), 1656 nucleotides. RefSeq names its product FASCICLIN-like arabinogalactan 2 (gene FLA2). The record is from RefSeq and is a predicted model, not a curated record. Gene Ontology annotation, cellular component: plasma membrane. Gene Ontology annotation, biological process: shoot system development; root development. Lineage: Eukaryota; Viridiplantae; Streptophyta; Magnoliopsida; Fabales; Fabaceae.
AGCAGAGAGCAUACAUAAGCGCCAUUCUUGACUCUUUUUCAGUAUUGUCUUAGUUAGAGUCCAAAUCCAAACUCUUCAAAAAUGAAUUCUCUCCUCCUACCCCUUCUGCUCCUCCUUCUCACCACCACCACCACCGCCACCGCGCACAACAUAACCCGCAUUCUGGCCAAGCACCCAGAAUUCUCCACCUUCAACCACUACCUCACAGUCACCCACCUCGCCGGAGAAAUAAACCGGAGGCAGACCAUAACGGUCCUGGCCAUCGACAACGCGGCCAUGUCCUCCCUGCUGGACAAGCACCUCACCCUCCCCACUCUCAAGAACGUCCUCUCCCUCCACGUCCUCGUCGACUACUUCGGCGCCAAGAAGCUCCACCAGAUAAACAACUCCACCACCCUCGUCUCCUCCAUGUUCCAGGCCACCGGCGCCGCCGCUGGCACUGCCGGCUACGUCAACAUCACCAACCUGAAGGGAGGGAAGGUGGGGUUCGCGGCGGAGGACAACGACGGCGCCCUCCACUCGUUCUACGUAAAGUCGGUGCAGGAAGUGCCGUACUACAUCUCGGUCCUCCAAAUCAGCCACGCCAUCAGCUCGGCCGACGCGGAGGCCCCCACGGCGGCCCCGUCGGCCAUCGAUCUGAUAUCGAUCAUGUCGAAACAAGGGUGCAAGGCCUUCGCCGACCUCCUCAGGGGCUCCAAGGCCCUCCCCACUUUCAAGGAAAACAUCGACGGCGGCUUAACCGUCUUCUGCCCCUCGGACGCCGCCGUUAGCGGUUUCGCUCCGAAAUACAAGAACCUGAGCGACGGUGAGAAAGUGUCGCUUCUCUUAUAUCACGGCGUCCCCGUUUACCAGUCCCUGCAGACGCUGAAAUCGAGCAAUGGCCUCGUGAACACCCUGGCCACGGAAGGAGCGAACAAGUACGAUUUGACCGUUCAGACUCAAGGCGAAGACGUUGCCCUUAAGACCAAGGUUAACACAGCGACCAUUGUGGGAACUCUGAUAGAUCAGGAUCCAUUUGUGGCUUACAAGAUAAACAAGGUGUUGAUGCCGCGAGAGUUGUUCAAGGAGAGUGGAGAAGCGCCGGCGGAGUCACCCAAGGCUGCCAAGAAGAAGAAGGGCAGUAAGAAGGGAGCUGAUGAUUCCGAGGCGGCGGAUGGGCCGGCGGAUGCCCCAUCAGACGACUCGGAGGACCAGAAGGCUGCGGAUGAGAACAGCAAUGGGGUAAGUGUAAGUGGGUUGCAGGACGCCGUCACAAUGCUCUUCACUUUGCUCAUCGGAUUUUUGGUUCUAAUUCUAUCAUCAUGACAUAAUCAUUAAUCAAGGAGUGUGCUCUGUGCUCAAUCAUUCUUUUCUUUUUUUAAAUGCCAAGGAAAUGAAAUAAAACGAUGCCACCGACAGGCUGGAGGCCAUGUGUAUUUUCUUUUUUUUUGGAAUCUCUUAUUAUACGUUUUGUAUUUAUUAUUCUCUGCUUGUCUUUUUUUCGAUUAUUUAUUUCAUUGCCCUUUUUUUGAGUGUGGGUAGAUCCGGUUUGUGCCAGAUGCCAGCUGGGAUGUGUGCAUAGAAACAGUUUUUAAAAUGCUUACAUUUUUAAUGUCUUGUACUGUACCCAAUUAUUAUUGUAUUUGUAUCACACCAUGCACCAUCGGAUUCAUUCUA